Molecule: messenger RNA, 2595 nt
Organism: Lepidothrix coronata (blue-crowned manakin)
Lineage: Eukaryota; Metazoa; Chordata; Aves; Passeriformes; Pipridae
Gene: SH3RF3
Product: SH3 domain containing ring finger 3
Exons: 11
Coding region: 1-2277 (758 amino acids)
Molecular function (GO): protein binding
Source: RefSeq, a predicted model, not a curated record
AUGGGGCUCACAGAUGAGCUUAGGUUGCGGAUCCACAGGGACUUAGGCUACAGAGCAGGGCAUGAAGUGCAUGCACUGGGGGCUGUUGCCUUAUUACACAGUAAAAUGAGUCUUGGGAAGAGAAAGUGGUUAAAAAGUAAAGAAAGUUAUCUGACCUUGAAUUGCUACAAAGAUCUUGGGAAUAGUAAGGCCCUGUCUAGGAAUGUUUCUCAGCUUCCCUAUGGCAAAGCCCUCUACACAUAUGAGGGAAAAGAGCCUGGUGACCUCAAGUUUAACAAGGGGGACAUCAUCAUACUGCGGCGGAAGGUGGACGAGAAUUGGUACCACGGGGAGCUCAAUGGGAACCAUGGCUUCUUCCCUGCCAGCUACAUCCAAUGUAUCAAGCCUCUCCCACAAGCUCCACCUCAGGGCAAAGCACUUUACGACUUUGAAAUAAAGGAUAAAGAUCAAGACAAGGAUUGCCUGACCUUCACCAAGGAUGAAAUUUUGACGGUCAUCAGGAGAGUGGAUGACAACUGGGCAGAAGGAAUGCUGGGUGACAAGAUUGGCAUUUUCCCUAUCCUCUAUGUUGAGCUGAAUGAAUCGGCCAAGCAGCUCAUCGAGAUGGACAAGACUUGCUUGGCUGCUGCCUCUGGCUGUGACAUGCCGCUGGCGACAGAGACGGCGGCAGUGGCGGCGGCGGCAGCGGUGGGUCUGGCGCCGUGCUCCACGUUGGCCGGUGCUGGGGCAGCUGGGGCAGCCCAGCGGCAGGUGGAAGGCAAGAAGAAUGCCAAGAAGCGCCACUCCUUCACUGCCCUCAGCAUGACACACAAGUCCUCCCAGGCUGCCAGCAACCGGCACUCCAUGGAGAUCAGCGCCCCCGUUCUCAUCAGCUCCAGCGACCCACGGGCAGCUGCCAGGAUCGGGGACCUCACCCACCUCUCCUCCAGUGCCCCAGCCCAGGAUUCCUCUUUGAUUGGAACAGCCACAGUGGCUGGUCCCAGGACAAGUGCAAUAAUUGGAGAUCAGGGAACACCACCGAAGGUCCAGCUCCCCCUCAAUAUCUACCUAGCCCUGUAUGCCUACAAGCCCCAGAAGAACGACGAACUGGAGCUCCGCAAAGGUGAGAUGUACCGGGUCAUCGAGAAGUGCCAGGACGGCUGGUUCAAGGGGACAUCUCUGAGGAGUGGGAUGUCCGGUGUCUUCCCAGGCAACUAUGUGACACCUGUCUCAAGGGUGCCAGUGGGAGCUGGGCAGCCCAGGAACAGCGGAGCUGGAGGAGUUCCAACAACAAAAGUAGCUCCAGGAGCCAUCCACCCCAUCGGGGCCAGUCACACCAAUGUCACCACAACUGUCAGACCAGUUGUUCCUAUCACCACUCCCCAGACGCAUCCCCAGCUGCAGGCAGCCUCUCCACAGCUGAAUAACUGCCUGCGGUACUCAGCUCAGCAGCCAGCCAGCCAGCCCCGCAACACCAUGCAGAUAGCCCACCCCACGGUGCCAGCCCCGGACCGACCCACCGCCACCGUGUCACCCCUGCGGACGCCCAGCUCGCCCUCCCGCCUGCCCGCAGCCGCCAUUCGGCCUCACCCCGCCGUGUCCCCCCAGCACGGCCACCAGCCGCCUGCACCAGGGGCCCGGCCCCUCAUCCCCCUCACCUCUGCCGCCGCCGCCAUCACCCCGCCCAACGUCAGCGCGGCCCACCUCAAUGGGGAGGUGGGCAGUGGGCCCCUGUGUGCCCCCGUCACCCCUGGACCUGCCAGCAAAGCUGAGGAGAGGAAGAACGAGAAGAAGGAGAAGAAGAGCGGGCUGUUGAAACUUCUAGCAGGAGCAUCAACAAAAAAGAAGUCGCGCUCCCCACCAUCUGUGUCCCCCACGCAUGACCCCCAGACAGCCAUCGAAGGAGUUCUGCAAGGGGCAGUGGGACCUGAGCUCUCCUCUCUCUCCAGUCAUGGCCGAGCUGGCUCAUGCCCUAUUGAGAGUGAAAUGCAAGGAGCUAUGGGAUUGGAGCCUCUGCACAGGAAAACAGGCUCCUUGGAUUUGAAUUUUUCCAUCCCUUCUCCUGCCAGGCCACCCCUCUCUUCCAUGGCAGCUAUUCGGCCAGAGCCCAAGCCUUUACCCCGGGAAAGGUACCGUGUUGUGGUCCCAUACCCACCACAGAGUGAGGCUGAGAUCGAACUGAAGGAAGGUGACAUUGUGUUUGUGCACAAGAAGCGGGAGGAUGGCUGGUACAAAGGGACGUUGCAGAGGAAUGGCAGGACGGGCCUCUUCCCCGGGAGCUUUGUCGAGAGCUUCUGAGGAUGAAUCGCCGCUCUCUCAACUGAGGAGCUUUCAGGGGAAACUGCAUAGCACAAGAAGAGACAGCAAAGAGAAACUGGACUGAUAACCACUGCCAUUUUUAUUUCCAAAGACUUCCCCCAGGCCCUUCAGUCUGCAGCUCUGGAGACACAGUGCCUGCUGUGCUCCCGAGACCGUGUGCGGUGCAUACAGUGGUAUGUUGAAGUAGUGCCUUCCACCUGGAAUCACAGACUGAAAGGACGCCCAUCUGGACUGUAGUAACCUAAACUCUGGCUGUUAACCCUUUGUGUAAAUUAUAGAGAAGAUAUCUUUAAAAAA